GUGCGGCUCCGGGAGCGCGUGGCGAUGCGCUGUGUCCCUCGGACACAGCGGAUCAACGGAAAGAGCCGAAGAUGUCAGCUUGGUCAUGUGAUCAGCUGUAAGGGACAUGUACACUGAUCAUCAGGGCACUGAUGAUCAGUGUGCCCUGAUGAUCUGUGUAGCCCCAGCAGUGCCACAUAUCAGUGCCCAUCUGAGCUGCCUUUCAGUGUCACCCAUCAGUGCCACCUAUCAAUGCCAGUCAGUGCCACCUAUCAGUGCUGCCAAUCAGUGCCACCUAUCAGUGCCAUAUGAGUGCUGCCUUUUAGUGCCCAUCAGUGAUGCCUGUCAAUGCCCAUCAGUG
This is a messenger RNA of Staurois parvus, 340 nucleotides long. The record is from the annotation of a GenBank genome assembly. Lineage: Eukaryota; Metazoa; Chordata; Amphibia; Anura; Ranidae.